AUGACAGUGAGAUUGAACGCAUUGCUGACAAGAAAAGGAAGGCCUUUCAGAUUUGGCAAAGAGAUACAAAUUUGUGGCACUAAGAAAAAAACCUAUGCUAAGGCUGAGUUUCAAAGUAAAGAACACCUGGUGGAUAAAAAAAAAGCUCAAGAGAACCAGCACUUAGCCGACACUCAUGAUGCACAGAGUUUCUUUAAAGCCACAAAGACCGUCUAUGGGCCAAUAAAUCAUGGCAUAUGCCCCCUAUGCUCAACAGACGGUACCACACUUCUAAAAGAUAAAGAAGCUAUUGCACUGCGCUGGAAAGAACAUUACCAGCAUCUCCUUAACCGCAACUCCCCCAUAGCUGCUGAGGUCCUUUCACAAAUUCCACAAAAACAAAUUAGAGAUGAGCUUGCAGUAUCUCCAAAUCUGGGAGAGCUGUGUACAGCUAUUAACCAAAUGAAAAACAACAAAGCCAUUGGACCUGAUGGGAUACCUGCUGAAGUCUUCAAAGUGGGCAGAAUUGAACUUGCACAACAACUUCACAAGCUCAUCCAAAAAACCUGGGAGAGAGAAGAGAUCCCAGCAGACUUUAGGAAUGCCAAAAUUUUCAGUCUCUUUUAA
This is a messenger RNA of Podarcis lilfordi (Lilford's wall lizard), 606 nucleotides long. The record is from the annotation of a GenBank genome assembly. NCBI's taxonomy places the organism in Eukaryota, Metazoa, Chordata, Lepidosauria, Squamata, Lacertidae.